Messenger RNA from Daldinia decipiens, 918 nucleotides. RefSeq lists its product as uncharacterized. The transcript has 3 exons. NCBI's taxonomy places the organism in Eukaryota, Fungi, Ascomycota, Sordariomycetes, Xylariales, Hypoxylaceae. The coding region runs from base 287 to 805 and encodes 172 amino acids. The record is from RefSeq and is a predicted model, not a curated record.
ACGGCACGACCGCCUCGACCCGUCCGUCUGUCCAUCCCUCCAAAAAAAAAAAAAAAAAAAAAAGAAACCGCCACAAAGCUUCGGGAACCGUCGUAUUAGGUAUCGCAUGUCCGAGCGACCCCGACGCCUUAUUUAUUUACCUGUCGUCUUUCCUCUUUCGGAACUCCUGCCUGCUGGUUACCUCAAAGGGGAAACUAUCUACAAAAGGCCCUUUUCCGCCCCGCCCACUCGGACACACAGAUAGGCAGACAUAUAUACACACACACACAUACGCACAUACGCAACCAUGUCGCAGACGCCCGUAAAGGUUCCCGCGUCGGCGGCUGCAUACACGCCUGCUACGCAGGACCAAGACCUGCGAUCGCAAAUCAACGCGCUCCUCAUACGGGAAGGCCACAUAAACAAAAUCCAAGAGCACUUCCUGCACUCCCUCAACGCGCACCCCUCCAACUGGCCGUCGGCCGUACAGUCGCACGCGCUGGCCCUCCUGCGCAGCGGCGACGUGACGACGUUCCCCGCGCUCGUCCGGCGGGUUCUCGAGGACGUGCGGCACGACACCGCCGCGGCUAGCGACGGCACCCCUACCACCACUACCAACUCCAACUCCAGCAACAACAGCAGCACCACCACCACCACCACCACCACCAACGGGAGCAGCAAGACCAACGGCGCAAGCACCACCAACACCAACACCACCGACGGCACCCUAGCCAUACCCCAAGCCGUCGUCGACGCCGUCCUCAAAGUCGCCCGCGAGUGCCUCGAUACCGUGUGCGAAGUCGACGACGGGUCGACAGCCGGCUAGGAGACGCGGCUGCGAUCGAGGACGUGCGCCGAGUCUAGGAAGGUAGUAGCGGCGGCGACGGCGAUGGAAGCCGCCAUGGGACGAACGAAAAGAACGAGCCAAAAAUAAAUAAA